Molecule: messenger RNA, 546 nt
Organism: Exophiala xenobiotica
Lineage: Eukaryota; Fungi; Ascomycota; Eurotiomycetes; Chaetothyriales; Herpotrichiellaceae
Exons: 3
Coding region: 1-546 (181 amino acids)
Biological process (GO): transmembrane transport
Molecular function (GO): transmembrane transporter activity
Source: RefSeq, a predicted model, not a curated record
AUGGAACAGGUCACGGAGAGCAGGCCUUUUGUGCCGGGGACCGUGCAUCUGGUCGAUCUGGAAGGAACGAUGCGCGCCAAACACGCCUCUAAAGGUCACAAAGAUAUCGUUCUCGUUCCUGCACCGAGUAAUGACCCAGACGAUCCGCUCAACUGGAGUCCGCGCCGGAAGCUCCUGUCAACCUCUUGCAUGUGCAUGUACACUUUGAUGGUUGGCAUCGCCAGUGCUGCGAUCUACUCGGUUCUCGUUCCUAUCAGCGAAGCCACUGGUCUCACGCUCGGUGAUCUAAACUCAGGAACUGGUUACAUGUUUCUCGCGUUCGGUUGGGGUUGCUUGAUAUUUCAGCCCCUGGCUCUGCAGUAUGGGAAACGUCCCAUCUAUCUUAUUUCUCUCCUGGCCACCCUGGCGAUCCAGGUCUGGGCGCCAUACACAACGACAAACGGCCAAUGGAUUGCGAACAAGAUUCUUCAGGGCUUCUUCGGCGCCCCUAUCGAGUCACUAUGCGAGAUCUCGGUCACCGAUAUCUAUUUCACUCAUGAGCGAUGA